This is a messenger RNA of Funneliformis geosporum, 1071 nucleotides long. Lineage: Eukaryota; Fungi; Glomeromycota; Glomeromycetes; Glomerales; Glomeraceae. The record is from the annotation of a GenBank genome assembly.
AUGACUGUUAAAAUUUGGUACAAAAUCGAAGAGUUGGAAGAGACUUCAAUAAAUUUCGAACAAAACAAGACUGUAGACGAUCUAAAAAAAGCUAUUAUAAAAAAUGAGCCUAGCGUUCUUAAGGACUGCACGUCUUCUGAAAUAAAUUUGAAAAUAACAAAAGAUGGCGAUAGCAAAAUUCAUAUAGUAUCUCCAAGAUGGAUAAUUCAGAAGGUGUUGCAAGAGCAUGGAAAUGACUUUUUAUGUCUUAUUUGCAAAAAGGGCAUGGAAAAUACGUGUACACCAGAAGACCUCAAUAUCUUAUUCCGGAUCAGCGAUACUGAGGAUGCUUACGAAUUCAUUACUAAGACGCUUAGCGCGCCAAUUCGGAACAAUCCACCUUCGCGCGAGGGAACUGAGUAUUCCUUCUCACUUCAAGAUGUGAUUGGAUGGCAUGAAACACCUGAGUUCCGUCCCAUUGAAAGAGAGGAUCAGACCGUCGAGGUGUGUGCCACGAACAUUAAAAAGACCUUCACAAAUCCUGAGAAAUCCGAUGCGCGUGUUGAAAAACUCAAGAAUGUUUACGACAUACUGACAAAGAAAAAAGUCCCAAAUGUUGAUCGACUUAUUCAUGCUGAUAAUGAGUCAGGUGUGGUGUAUCUGGGGCCAAAAGGAAUGAGUGUAAAGCCGAAGAAUCAGAAGGAACUCAUUGAAGCUGUUUUCUGUGUGCUCGAGACACUGGUGGUUUUGCAUGAUGGCGACGAACCAAUUUUCCAUCAAGACAUCCGGUGGCCCAACAUUAUUAAAUUGCCUGGCGAACAAUCGAAAUGGAUCCUUAUAGACUGGGACGAUGCUGAUGGACCACCAACUCGACCAGUAAGUCAUCUCGGAAAGGAGAAUCAUGCACCAGAGGUGUUUAAGGAAGGUCACGGUGGAGAAGUUGAUAUAUGGAGCGUAGGAAAACUAAUAACCGAUGCAAAUAAUUGGAUCAUAGGUAUUUCACAAGAUAUUAUUGAAUUUGGGGUACAAAUGCAGAGUAAUAGGCCAAGUGCUCAUGACGCUCUGGAACUUUUCAGGCCUUUUACUCAAUAA